This is a messenger RNA of Colias croceus (clouded yellow), 1967 nucleotides long. RefSeq names its product protein henna. Bases 108 to 1466 code for a protein of 452 amino acids. NCBI's taxonomy places the organism in Eukaryota, Metazoa, Arthropoda, Insecta, Lepidoptera, Pieridae. The record is from RefSeq and is a predicted model, not a curated record. Gene Ontology annotation, biological process: L-tyrosine biosynthetic process; L-phenylalanine catabolic process. Gene Ontology annotation, molecular function: phenylalanine 4-monooxygenase activity; iron ion binding. The transcript is spliced from 6 exons.
CGACCGCGCCUCUUGCUGUGGUGGUGCUCGCGACGCUCUGACAACACCGCCAGACAACCAGACGACCAGGCGACCAGACGAUCAGACCACCAGACCAGCACACGAGCAUGAACAUUCAACAGGAGACGCUGUCAUCCUCCCCACCUGAUAAGCCAAAGCUAAUUCAUGGGGGUAACUACAUAGCCGAGGGUCGGGACUCCAGCAAGUCUACGUGGCUGCUAUUCGCCCCGGGGACAAGGGACGAAGCUGGUUCUUUAGCCAGGUUUUUGAGCGUCUUCUCCAGGCAUGGAGUCAACCUCAGCCACAUCGAAUCUCGAUCUUCCGCCAGACGGCCAGGCUAUGAAUUCAUGGUGGAGUGUUUGCACGGUUCUGGAGAUUUUGGAGCCGCUCUUGAGGAACUGAAGAAAGAUACUGGCUAUUUAAAUAUUAUUUCCAGAAAUUAUAAAGACAAUAGAGCUGCGGUACCAUGGUUCCCCCGUCGUAUUCGUGAUCUGGACAGGUUCGCAAACCAGAUCCUCUCAUACGGUUCGGAGCUCGACUCCGAUCACCCAGGCUUCACGGACGCAGUGUACCGCGCCAGGAGGAAAUACUUCGCAGACAUCGCUUACAACUAUAAGUACGGACAACCCCUACCACGGGUUGAUUACACAAAAGAUGAGAUAGCCACUUGGGGAGUCGUGUUCAGGAAGCUGACAGAGCUGUACCCCACUCACGCUUGCAAAGAACAUAAUCACGUCUUCCCACUCCUCAUUGAGAACUGUGGAUACAGAGAGGACAAUAUUCCUCAACUUGAAGAUGUUUCUAAUUUCUUGAAAGACUGCACAGGCUUCACGCUCCGGCCGGUGGCCGGUCUGCUCUCCUCCCGCGACUUCCUCGCUGGGCUGGCGUUCCGUGUGUUCCACAGCACUCAGUACAUCCGCCAUCACUCCCGCCCCCUCUACACCCCGGAGCCAGACGUCUGCCACGAGCUGCUGGGCCACGCGCCGCUGUUCGCUGACCCUGCGUUCGCGCAGUUCUCGCAGGAAAUCGGCCUCGCUUCUUUGGGAGCGCCUGAUGAUUAUAUCGAGAAACUUGCCACGUGUUUCUGGUUCACGGUGGAGUAUGGUAUCUGUCGGCAAGACGGCCAGUUGAAAGCCUACGGAGCUGGCCUACUGUCUUCGUUUGGAGAACUCGAGUAUUGUUUAUCUGACAAGCCAGAAUUGAAGGAGUUCGAUCCUGAAAUAACUGGUGAUCAGAAGUAUCCCAUCACCGAGUACCAACCCAUCUACUUCGUGGCGAACAGCUUCGAAAGUGCUAAGGACAAGAUGAUCAAAUUUGCCCAAACGAUACCCCGUGACUUCAGCGUGCGCUACAACCCGUACACGCAGAGUAUUGACAUCCUCGACUCGCAGAAGCAGAUGAGGGACCUGCUCCGACAGGUGCACCAGGAAAUGAACCUGCUCCUCAACACUAUGGAAAAACUAUAGAUCUAUUCAUUGCAUAAGUUAAAGGUGCUGCUCCGAUUUAUUUGCUGAAGAGUACGUUAGGAAUUCCAUUAGGUACUUAUAAGAGCAAAUGGGUCAGAAUCAAUACAAAUUAUAGUAUUAGGUAAAAAAUGCAAAAAAACUAAAAAAAAAAAUACAUUUAUAUUAAUUUAAGCAUUUAUAUUAGAAUUAAAUAAGAUUAAGUAUACGUUAAGUGUUAUUGACUAGAGUAAGUUUUAUCUACCAAAAUAAUUAACUAGAUUGUUAUUAAAUAUUUUUGUUUUAAGAUAAGAUUUCAUGUCUUGUACGAGUAUUACAAUUCUGGUACGAUAUUGUGAGAAGUUAUGACUCUGCUAAUAUCAUACACGAAUAGUAAUCUAAAAUGUAUCAUAAAAUAUUAUAUUUUAUCUGUGAUCUAAGCCACUUUUAUAAAUCUAAUUAUAUUAUAGGCCACAUGUAUAUAACCAAUAAUUAUUAAUUGAUUAAUAAAUAAUUUAACUUUUA